Mobula hypostoma (lesser devil ray) is the source of this 6010-nucleotide messenger RNA. RefSeq names its product tubulin beta-4B chain. The coding region runs from base 102 to 1439 and encodes 445 amino acids. Lineage: Eukaryota; Metazoa; Chordata; Chondrichthyes; Myliobatiformes; Myliobatidae. The record is from RefSeq and is a predicted model, not a curated record. Gene Ontology annotation, cellular component: microtubule; cytoplasm. Gene Ontology annotation, molecular function: GTPase activity; structural constituent of cytoskeleton; GTP binding. The transcript is spliced from 4 exons. Gene Ontology annotation, biological process: microtubule cytoskeleton organization; mitotic cell cycle.
UUGUUGGGAGCCGGCUUCGGGAACUGUUAGCAGCGCAGUUACUCUGUAACGACCAGAUAUUCAUUGCAAGCUUCUUUUAAAAAAAAGUUAAUAAGUUUACCAUGCGGGAGAUCGUGCACGUACAAGCUGGGCAAUGUGGCAACCAGAUCGGGGCCAAGUUCUGGGAAGUGAUCAGUGAUGAACAUGGCAUUGACCCCACUGGCACCUACCACGGAGACAGCGACCUCCAGCUGGACCGCAUCAAUGUCUACUACAAUGAGGCAACAGGGGGAAAAUAUGUUCCUCGGUCAAUUCUGGUUGACCUGGAGCCUGGCACCAUGGACUCUGUUCGUUCUGGCCCAUUCGGGCAGAUCUUCAGACCAGAUAACUUCGUGUUUGGGCAGAGUGGCGCUGGGAACAACUGGGCCAAGGGCCACUACACGGAGGGCGCGGAGCUGGUGGACUCCGUCCUGGAUGUCGUGCGGAAGGAGGCAGAGAGCUGCGACUGCCUGCAGGGCUUCCAGCUGACCCACUCGCUGGGUGGGGGCACCGGCUCGGGCAUGGGCACCCUGCUCAUCAGCAAGAUCCGGGAGGAGUACCCGGACCGCAUCAUGAACACCUUCAGCGUGGUGCCCUCGCCCAAGGUGUCCGACACGGUGGUGGAGCCCUACAACGCCACCCUCUCCGUCCACCAGCUAGUGGAGAACACAGACGAGACCUACUGCAUCGACAACGAGGCCCUCUACGACAUCUGCUUCCGCACCCUGAAGCUGACCACCCCCACCUACGGGGACCUCAACCACCUGGUCUCUGCCACCAUGAGCGGCGUCACCACCUGCCUGCGCUUCCCGGGCCAGCUCAACGCUGACCUGCGCAAGUUGGCCGUCAACAUGGUCCCCUUCCCCCGCCUCCACUUCUUCAUGCCGGGCUUCGCCCCUCUCACCAGCCGCGGCAGCCAGCAGUACCGUGCUCUGACGGUGCCUGAGCUCACUCAGCAGGUGUUCGACGCCAAGAACAUGAUGGCGGCCUGUGACCCACGCCACGGGCGCUACCUCACCGUGGCGGCUGUCUUCCGGGGCCGCAUGUCCAUGAAGGAGGUCGACGAGCAGAUGCUCAACGUCCAGAACAAGAACAGCAGCUACUUCGUGGAGUGGAUCCCCAACAACGUGAAGACCGCUGUCUGCGACAUCCCGCCCCGCGGCCUCAAGAUGGCAGUCACCUUCAUCGGCAACAGCACCGCCAUCCAGGAGCUCUUCAAGCGCAUCUCCGAGCAGUUCACCGCCAUGUUCCGCCGCAAGGCUUUCCUCCACUGGUACACGGGCGAGGGGAUGGACGAGAUGGAGUUCACAGAGGCCGAGAGCAACAUGAACGACCUUGUGUCAGAGUACCAGCAGUACCAGGACGCCACAGCAGAGGAGGAGGGAGAAUUCGAAGAGGAGAUCGAGCAAGAUGAGGCUUAAACAAAAACCCCCUUUUCUUUUUUUUUCCCUGUACAUAAUGCAUUCUUUUUAAAUUGUGUAAAUGAGUAAGAUUUGUGGGCUUUUACAGGCUUUGCAGGGCUCGAGUUUAAAAUCUUGCACAAGACAAACAAUGGCCAAUGAGACACUGUAAUGUAAAGCUCGAGUCACAAUCCCAAAUCCGAGCAAAUUAUCACCCCAAGUCCCAGUGCGUGUCCAAAUCGAAAUCAGCCAUGUUUGCUGUGCAUUUGUGGGGGUUUCUGUGAGUGGCUCGUUAAGUGUAUAUGAAAACCAGGGAGGGAAUCCAAAAAAACCUUGAGUGUUGAAAAUCUGAAUUCUGGGGUGGGUGGUGAAGUAACUGGAAAAUUGAGUGAAUCCAGCCAGCAGUUGCAUAGAAGCUGAAUGUUCUGUCUGUGCUCUUGGCAAUCUGAUGUCCAUUUUCAGUACUAGUCUGGACUGUGGCCCUCUUAACUCUGAACUCGAGCCCUGUGCUGCAGUAUUCCACGGUAAAUCUUUUGUUUUGACUGUUUCUGAGCCAUUUUAUGGUCUAAGGUUAUGGAGAGAAGACAGGAGAAUAGGGUUAAGGAAGGAAAUUAUGAGCCGUGAUCAAAUGGUGGGACAGACUCAAUCGAUUGAAUAGCCUGAUUCCGCUCUGAUGUCUUGUGGUCUAGUUUUUUUUUCUGUUUCAUGAUGUUGGAUGGCUCCUGUUUGUGACAGCUAGCUGUAAAGUAAGUUUGGCAGUACUUUCCAUUGGCACUGGCAAGCAUUAGGGAUGCAGAUGUUCCUAACAAGCACUUGUGCAUGAGUGCAUGGAAGAUCACAAUUCGUGGGAUUACUGGAAGUGCCUGUCCUGUUCCUGGACAAGUAAUGUUACCUGGUUAGCACCCAGACCUGCAGGGAAUUCCUUUAAACAAGAUUCCAAUGUAGGGAAAAGAAUCUUUAGCUGCAAUCUAAAUAUGGGUGGGAAAAACAUUGAAGUGUAGACUAUCUGUUACCAAACACCUUUUACUGAGACUUGUGCCUCAAUACUGGCUUGAGUGAGUGUGUGUGUGUGUCUGUCUGUCUCUGUCGGUCGUGGUUGACCAUGGGUACUCUGGUAGUCACUGGUUUGACGAGCAGUGUCGACUGAGGCCGAUCUUAGAACAGCAGGCUCUGCCACAGUUGCUGGCUGCUGUGCUCUCUGCUCCUCAAACUGACUCAGGAUCACUUUCGCCUUGCUCUAGGUGCUGCUGAAGAGUACCUCGCCAUUCGUUGCGGUCAUCUGCUGUAUCCUCCCAGCACUCUGUUGAUUUACGGAUUUCAUGUCGCGCUUGCAGAGGUCCUUGAAGGGAAGCUGGGGUCUACCAACGUUCUUCUUGCCUGUUGCUAGUUCUCUGUAGAGGAUGUCCUUUGGCAGUCUACCAUCCUUCAUACAGCAGAUGUGACCCAGCCACCGCAAUCUGCAUUGUCUUAAAAGUGUGAACAUUGUGGGAAGUCCAGCGUGGGAGAGGACCUCAGAGUUUGGGACUUUGUCUCUCCAGGUGAUGUCAGGGAUGCGGCGAAGGCUGCGUAGGUGAAAACUGUUGAGUUUCCUCUCCUGUUUGGAGUAGAUGGUCCAAGUCUCGCUAUCAUACAGGAGGGUGCUGGUAACACAUGGACUGUACACAGCAGUCUUGGUCUUUGUAGUGAGUUUCAGAUUGUCCCAGGCUCGCAAGGAGAAUCGAGCAAGGAUCGAUGCUGCUUUGCUGAUAGACCUGUUGAUUUCAGCAUCGAGGGAGAGUGUCGUUAAUGGUUGACCCCAAGUAUGUGAACUCGUGGACCACUUCUCGAUCAUAACUGUCAAUGGCAAUGACUGGUGUCUCCAGUAUGUUCUGGGCAAGGACAUUUGUUUUCUUUAGGCUGACGGUAAGCCUGAAGUCCUUGCAUGCCUUAGAGAAACGGUCCGUGAGAGAUUGUAGUUGCUGUUUGGUGUGUGAGGUUAUAGCAUCGUCAUCAGCGAAGAGCAUGUCACGUAUUAAGAUCUUUCGCACCUUCGUUCUUGCUCUCAGGCGCGCAGGGUUGAACAGCCCCCCAUCAGACCUGGUGUGCAUGUAGGUGCCUUCUGUCGACGUCCCAAACGCGUGCUUCAAUAGCAGAGAAGGUGAUGCUGAAUAAUGUUGGGGCCAACAUGUAUCGUUGUUUGACUCCACUACGAACAGUGAAGGGUUCUGAUGAGCUGCCAUUGUACUGAACAGUAGCCCUCAUGUCAUCAUGGAAUGACUUGAUGAUACUUUGGAGUUUUGGGGGACAGCUGAUCUUGAGAAUCUAAAAGAGCCCAUCCCGGCUGACAAGCUCGAAAGCCUUGGUCAAGUAGUUGAAAGUGACAUAGAGGGGUUUCUGUUGCUCCCUGCACUUGUGGAGUUGAUGGAGUGAGAAAAUCAUGUCGACGGUUGACCUUCUUGCGUGAAAACCACAUUGGGACUCGGUAGACCUGUUCUGCCAGCGUUUAGACGUGCCAGAGUUACACGAGCAAAGACUUUACCGACAAUACUCCUGUUGUUGUUGCAGUCACUCCUAACACCCUUCUUCUUGUACAAAGUGACUAUUUUGGAGUCACGCAUAUCCUGUGGUGCGGCUCCUUCCUUCCAGCACUGAUGGAGGACCUCGUGUAAAGGUUGGAGGAGUGAGCUGUUGCAGUGUUUGAUCAGGUCUGGAGGAAUCCCAUCAUUGCCAGAAGCUUUCCCUGUCAAUUGCCUUGCUGAGGUCCUCAAUGGUUGGUUCGGAGUCGAGUUUAUCCAUGACUGGUAGACAAUCAAUGGCUGAGCUAACAAGAACAUUUUCCCCUCGGGUAGAGCUCAGAGUGGUGGUCUACCCAGUGUUCCAUCUGCUUGCUUUUAUCGGUGAUUAUUUCACUGCUGGAUGACUUAAGGGGUACUGUCUUGAUCUGUGAUGGGCAAAGGGCCUUCUUGAUACCAACAUACAUCGACCUGAUGUUUCCUGUCACAGCUGCUGUCUGAAUGUCCUCACUGAGCUGGAGCCAGUACUCAUUUGCACUUUGCUUCUAGCAGCUCGAAGUGCCUGGAGUGUUUGGUUGGAUGGUGAGCACUUGUACUCUGAGAUCUGCAAGCUUGGCUUUGAUGACUGGAGUCAUGAUGUUGGAAUUUGCCUCAAACCAGUCACUGCUCUUUGUGGUCUUUCUUCCAAAAGAUGGAGAGUGCUGAUUCGUGGAUGGUGUUGUGAAGGUAUGACUAUUGUUCUAUUGCAGUAUCUCCUUGUGAGGAGGUAGUCAUAGCACCCUGUGCUGACUUGGCAGUGUGGUCAACCUUUUCUGACUGUUUCAUCUGUUGAGGUUUUCCACUAUGUUUGAAUAAUGGCUUAAAAUCAAGUUGCUAAAUUGGUGGAAUUUGAGGGUGCAACAGUAUGUUGAAUGAAACAAAUUCCACAUUCAUGAUCUGGGGACAGUUUGAUUUGCCACCUUGAACUGUUCACAUUACUUGUAAAGCUGCCUGUGUCCUUUUGAGGCAGACAGCAUCUGGAGUCUUGCAUUUGGGCCUUGAGAUAUUCCUCCCAUGUGAGGUAGUAUUGAAUCCAUUUUAUCCCCACUGUUGGAAUUGCCCUGAAAAGAUGACUUGAAAGUGUGUGUGGGAAGUUGUGGUUAUGAAUGUUGGUGAGAUCUGAUGGAUUGGGGCAUGUGUCAGCAUCUCAUGCACUUUUGGGCUGGUGUGAUGUGAAGCCAACUUUGGUUAGUAUCAACAUGGCAAAGCUGUUUGGCUGCUUUUCCCUUUUGGAAAAACAUUGAGUCACCAAGAAUAGUCCUAACCUGUCACACUUUCAUCACUGACACAUCGCCUCCUUAAUUUGAGACCGAUCCCUCCAUAAUCAUGCCAAGUGUUGGUUAAUCUGGGACAUGGGACCAUCGCCAAAUCCAAGAGCAAGUACUUGUAAACCCAGGCCACUAUAAUUUGGCAGUGGGUUGAAGUAAAAUUUAUCUUGCCCACUUGCUGCUUCUCACAGAAGGGAUGCUUGUGAUUCCAGUGCCAGUGAGUUUGCCAAACAACCUCCAACCCUACAGGACUUGUGUUCUGGUCUUUAUCCUGUUCUUCAUCUUCCAUGCUCUGAACUUCAACUGCCUGUGGUUGAAGUAGAGUUAUUUGUUGUAAUAUGCCUGUUGUGUUUUUUUAAACCUCCAUGUUUUGGUUUAUUUGUGGGCUGAGGUGAAGAUGGGUGGUAUCAGAUUUGACUGAAGAACCAUGCAAAAGGAAGCAGAGGACCAGUUUUGGUCUGGGGGAGAUGAAAGGAUUUGAUUUGUUGGUGUUUGCUGGUCACCUGACACCCAGUGGCCAAUGAGUUGCAACCAUUUUGUAAAUGGCAGCUGUGUUUUCCUUUGCUGUUGAGCCAAAACUGUACUGCUUAAAAUGUCGACCUGGAAGCUCUCGAGCUUGUUUUCCAUACUGCUUGCUGAGCACUUUUCAAUCUUUGUCUUGUGGAUUUUUCUCCAUGUUUUUCACCACUUUUAAUCUUUUAUUUGAAUUUUUUUCCUUUGUUUUUUUCAUAUUGAAAAGUGUGGAGCUAGCCUGUUUCUUAACUGACAAAUAAACUUUUUUUGCGAUUUAAAA